AUGACUGUUGAGCGUAAGGCAUCUAUGAUAUGCCGCAUUGCUCUCGUUAGGUCAAAAAGUGUUUUCAGAAAGGAAAUCCUCAGUUGGAUUGACUGGGAAAAUGAAGAGGAAAGAAAAUAUAAUAUUAGUGUCUAUAAAGGAGGGAGAGUAACUGCUGAACAAAUAAUAGUACUGGACAUUCUUGCCUGCUCUAACAAUCGACUAUUACUAAAUAAUCCAUUUCAUGAAGUAUUGUGCACUCAAACGGCCAUUGCAAUGGAUAGCAUAAAUUUUGUUAAAAAGCUCACAUUCUUCUGGAAGGGUAAGGAAAGGGCCGACUUAGGGAAAGCCAUCAUAGGCGCCAUUUUGGCUUCAAGGCUUUCAAAAGAAGAUAUAGUUAACCAGAGAAUAGGGUUUAUUAUUAUUGACAAUUGUGAAAUUCAGUACUUAAACAUGCCAUUCGCACUUUUAUCUGUCGAAGUCUGCAACGAUGAUUUAGAUACUCUUCUUUGCGAAUCCUCGGCAGAGGAGUUAAAGCAACUGAAGUACCUUCAACAAAAGGCAGCAAAGGAGAAAGCACAAAAUAAAGCAGAGGAGCGCCGACUUUUUGGCAAACCUAUUCUGUACGGCCAAGUAAUUCAAAUUCAUAAUCAUCAUUUUAAAAAGUACUUGACAGUGACAGGUGGAGGGAAAGAUAAGUUAAAUGGUAGUACAUCAGAACCACACCGUCUACGAUCUACUCUGUCAAGUGACUCAGUUGGGUUCUUCCGCAUUAUGCCGCGCUAUCGUAUCAGAUUUGUAGGAGACCUGGUCAGGGUUGGAGAGACAGUCGCUUUGCAAUGUGUAAAACCUGAGGGGUAUUUAAAUAUAGAUUAUGACUUGGCAGCAGACAGUACUGGCUAUGACGUUUUUUCUCAUACACGAAUGUCGGCUUGGUUGGUAACACUACAAUGUUCUUCCGUUGCUAAUCAGAGCAUAAAGAAGUAUAAAUUUUCAAUGUCUGGUCAAUAUAUUCGAAUGUAUCAUAAGGAAAUUGAAGCUUACCUAGAAGGCCCAUCGUCUAACAGUCAUUGUCAUUAUCUAUGCUUGAAGUUAGAAAAUGUAGACGGAUCAAGAGGCUCGAAAAUUAGAUGGAACAGUAAAGUUCGAAUUCGCCAUGUCAUCUCUCGAGCCUACUUGUCUAUUGAUACUGAUAAUGUUCGCAUUGAUAUCAAAACUGGAAAAACAAUAUUUGAAUCAAGACUUGUACGAAAUCCUGCUCGUCCUAUUGACUCGAUGCAGGAUACCACCGUAUUUCAGUUUGUCCCAGUAUCAUCACCUACAGUUUCAGGCAUUCCACAUGGAUCAUUUGUGCGCAUUCAGCAUGUCCUUACCAACAGCUGGUUACAUGCUCCUAUAGGCGAGGAAGAUGUUGCGUCUAUCGAUUCGGGUGUUGAGAAACAGAAUGAUUCAACGCUCUCUUUAAACCCUUCUGUCGCCAAUGAGUAUUUAAAACUGUAUCCUUACAGCAAUAUCAAAAGGCGUACGAGUCCAGUUAGCAGACCAACAUUAUACCAUUCACAUUAUGAUCAUUUAAAUUCAAUAGAGUCAUCUGUCUGCAAUCAAUCAUUGAUCGAUGGCAAACUCGAAGCAAAAAGUUUCAAUUCAACUUUUGUUCUUGAAAACAACCUUGACCCAGAUACUUCUUAUUAUACAAUUUCGUCAAGCCCCGAUAUGUACUAUCACGAUUGCUUUUCGAUCAGUUUUGUCGAUCAAGAAUUAAUAGAUAAAGUAAAUUACGCUAACGAGAUGUUACCUCAACUCCAUCUAUACCUUUCAAAAGAUAGACAAAUCAGCACUGUUUCCGGUCAUUCAUCUUUGUCCUACACCAUCAGUGAGAAAGAAUUUGAAUCGGUAGCUAAUAUAUUAGACGCCUUAAUUCGGUUCUGUACAAAAAGCAAUGAAGACGACUUCAGAUUCCGAAAAGGUAUACCUAUCGAAGCACAUCAGGAUUUGCUACGCGACAUUGGGAUUAUUGAAACAGUGAUUGAUAUGAUCAUGGCACCUUUCAGCCUCCAAAAAAGGAAAGAGAUUAGACGAAGAGCACGUCAAACUUAUAGUGGAAGUACACAACAACAGUCAUAUCUGAAGGGAACUGAAAAAGAAGCCAAAAGUGACGAAAUAGUAUCGAACAAGAAGCUACGUAUUAUACUCUCGUUAUGCUACAGUUUGCUACGUGUAUUCUUGAUUCGGCCAGCUACAAUUGAGACAAGUGGGCAGCAGAAUCACGAAACACAUGAGACCGCAUUGAGAAAUCAGUACUACAUUUUUCACAAGGCAGGUGAAGAAGGAAUGGCAUUAUUCAUCGAACAUCUUUCGUAUAAUAUCGGUGCAAAAUCGAUGAUGAUCAAUCUGUUAGAAGUGGUUGAACAACAUAGUCUUAUCUCACAAACUAUUCUUGAUGCCUUCAUAGAGAAGGCAUCUACUCAAACCGAUGAGAUUAUUGAAGAGCUUGGAAAAGGCAAUAGGGUUAUGAAGAAGCAUGACUACAUUGUUAGUAUUCGACUCUUGGGUGCAUUAUGCCAGAGAAGCAAAUUUAUUCCUCCUCAAACAAACAUAGAAUAUCUCGAACCUAAGACAAUAACUACGACGUCUUAUCGCAUCCAAGUCAGUGACCGGCUCUUUGAUCAAAAUAACGUUUGUCUGAUGCAAAGUAGGGUUUCAGAUAAAAACCUCGUUGAGGUAAAAUUCAAAAAGGAUAUAUGGCGAGAGUUGAAUUCAUUAUUAGAGGAACAGCCACAAAUGACAUCCGUUAUGGAAAGCUUUCUCGGUUUGGUUUACGCUCUUUCUGACGAACCUCAUGCGCAGCCCAACAAUUUUGCUUGUCAGUUAAUCAUUUUAUAUGUCGAUAACUGUAGCUAUGAAAAGGUGGCUUUACAUGAUUUCACAAUGGACGCAAAUGCCAUUGUACAAGGUUCCAAUUAUUAUCCUUUGGGAUCUGUUGGAUUUGAUUCUGACUUCUUUCAAAGUUUAAAGCAUUGGACGUUCAGAUAUUUGGAUACUAUUCACCAUGAGUUUACAGACAAUACAGACGAGAUCGAUUUAUUGUCGUCGGUUUUAAACCUUAUUCAUGCGCAGUUGCAACUUGGGUUCUUUAAAACUAAACGCGAUAUAGAAAUUCUGUUUCGUUCACUUGUUCACAUAUUGGACGGUCGUACGGAUGCAAGGAAUAAGGAGCAUUACGAGUAUAUAAAAGACGAAACCAAUCCCAGACCAUGGUAUGAGAGAUAUGUGUUGACCGAGAAGAAUCUAUUCGCGAUGAACACAAAGAUCCAAAUUUUACGCAUUUUUGACUUAAUAUUUGAUCUGAGAUUACGUGUACGUAUGUCGAAAUUAGCGCAGGCUUGGAAGAGUAAAACUGAUAGUGGAAAAUCUGCUAUUGAUUUAUCCAUCGGCGAAUCAGAGCUGCAUUUGAUUACUACGAUUUUUAAGGAAACGCAGCUACGGGAACGAGAAAAUGGUCUGAUGCCCAUUUUAAAGGAUUUAUUGAAAUAUCAAUAUACUCCGUUAAAAGAGAUGGCAGUCAUCAUAAUGCACAGGUUGUUUAGUGAUAGUCAAGAAUUAUUUAGGUUGGCAGCUAGUGCCAUCGUCCUCGUAGAAAAAGAGCAGAAUCAAACUUACAAUAAAAUACACGAGCGAUUGGCGGCUCUCCGGACAAUAUUGCACAAACAUAGCUUCGAAUACGAAAGCUCAAAUCAGCUACAUCAAAUCAAGGAUGCUAUCAAGGACUUACAGCAACUUAUUAUCGUUCCGCUUAAAAGUGAUAAGAUAGAGCCAAAGUACGAUGAAACACUGUACUGCCGUAUAUUCAAAAACUUGAACGGAUGUGAACAAAUGAUAGAUAUUCUUAGAACUUUUCGAACUCUGUCUAUCGACUGCUCUCCCAUAUAUCUUGACAUUUUUCAUUCUACCUUUCAAUUACUAUGCAACGUUUUUCGGCAUGAUAAAGAAGCUCAAAGUCAGCUCAUCUUGGCGAAUAUUGAGUUGCUCAUCAGUUUUAUUGAAACAUUACCGGAAUUGGCAUAUGAUUUUGCUCAGUUAUGUUCCAACAAUCUCUAUCUGAGCAUUCAUAUGAGGGAGAAAAACAUCAUACGUAUCUUAAGAUCUUCAAAGGGACAACAGGAUGAUCACUUACUGGUAUUGCAUGAUCUGAUGAAGACGCAAGGCAAAUUCGUCAAGAAGAAUCAGGAUAUUGUGAUGAAAUUUUUCAUGGAUAACCGUAGGGAUUAUAUACCCUUUGAUAGUGUGGAUUCUUUGAAAAGUAUGCAUAAUUCAGCUUACUGUAUCAACUUUAUCAGUAUUUUGGCUAUAUGCGCACAAGGUGAGAAUAGUUUUGGGCAGUCAUUCGCACGAACCAUAUUUUCUAUUAAAGAUAUAUAUGAAGUUGUCGAUGAUGAGAACAUCUGCAUCAGUCUCAAAUCAGUCAUGUUGAAGUUCUUGGCGUCAGUUUAUUUGGAAGACCUGGAACUAUCAUCAGACAUCUCCUUCCAUGAUAAUGAAAAUAUAUUAAAGCUUGUAGAUACAUGCGAGCAGGCCAUUCAACAAUGUCUUACAGAGCAGCCUAACGUCAACACAACAUUCUACAAUUACGUUUUUCGUGGUGUGCUUGCUUUUCUUCGAUCUGCCUUCGAGUACCAUAUAUCAAUAGAAGUGGCUACCGAUGUUGCAUUGAAAUAUUCGUCGCUGGUAGAUUCGAUUGUUAAACUCUUACCGCUUGCCUAUGAUGACGAAAAGGCACUUCAAGCAACGCUAGCCUGUUUGGAUAGCAUGAUCAAUGUUUCUGGGUUCCGAGGCAAUAUGAAUCCUUAUAAGUUACGGAAUACGCUUAAAGAUGCUACCAGCAGGUUGAAUAAACUUUACGCUCGCGGUUACGAACAGCAAUUGAAUGUAACAACAUCCAGUAGGCUGAAGCCCUUGAAAGACAGCAUCAAUGAGAGUUUCCAAGCUUUUAUUGACAGCAUUAAAUUGAGUCAAUCUGUUGAGCAAUAUGAACAUCAAGAGUUCAAGCUUCUAUUUAAGAUAUCUAUUGUAGUCAGGUAUUUCAUUUUCACAUUCUUAAUUUAUCCUGUACAAAUAGGCUCCCAUUUCAAUCUAACAGAUAUGCAGAGUGAUGCGAGUGACAGUAUCGAAUCCUUGAUUACCUAUCUUUCAACCAUCACAACGACUAACUCUUCUCGACGAAUGGAAUGUUUCCAAGUGGCUACUAUGAAGAUAUUAGAGGAAAUUCCUAAACAAUAUAUUGAUCAACAGGCCUUGAACGAUCCGAAACAAAAUUCAGAUUUAUAUGAGGUGUUGGAAAGCAAAAAGCAAUAUGCACAAAACAAGCUUAAUAAUCUGGGGUGCACACUUGUUGCUCAAAAGUUAUUGUCUUCCCCUCGUAAGCAAAUUUUUGAUGCAACAUUAAGGUUACUGAUAUCCUUAUUAGAUGGUGGAAACAAGAACGUUCAAGAUAAAAUGGAAGAAUACUUCUAUAGCAUCAGAGAGGAGAGCUUCUUCUAUUCUUUUCAUCAGCGCCUGCAGAGUGGUAUCAACUCUUCAAAAGACUCCCAGAUCUACCUAUCUAGAAGGUUAUACAAACUAAAUCGACAAAAGCAUAUACUGGAGAAUAUUAUGCAACAACAACAGCUUCAACAGUUACAGCAGUAUCAUUUAGGAACUGAUUUUGAUAAGGACAAUGAAGCAGCCGAAUUCAUUGACUUUGGGAUGGAGAAUAACAACAGUACUGCUGUUACAAGACGACGUAGCAGUUUGUUACUCAUCAGAAAAAAGGCAGCAAGUCUCAUUGAAAGCCCAUCGUUUUCUCAACCACAGUUGAUAACGGACGAUAUAAGCAAAUUAUAUCAAGAAAUUUCGCUGUUGAUGGUGACCAAUAGUGAAUCUACGUCCGAGUUUGGAUCAACAGUGAAGGAUUACAAGAUAAUGCAAGAUACUAUGCGAGUAUUGCAGUUAAUGGCGGAGGGCCAUAAUCUUCAUUUACAAAGAUAUUUGGCAAAACAACCUGAUAACCUGAAGAGCUUCAAUAUUAUUUUGGACGUAGUAGAAUAUUUCCAUGCCAUUGUACCUCUCUGCGACGAGAAAAAUAUUCGCUUAAUUAUACAAGUUUUAGAUACCAUAACAGAGCUGGCUCAGGGUUGCUUGGAAAAUCAAGUUACUAUUUUCAAUAAUAAGAUUAUAAACCCAAUGAAUGCAAUUUUACGAGAAAACUACGAAUCAUGCGAUUAUAACCAAGUGAAUGAACUUAAGUCAAAGGUUGUGAUCUGCUUGCUUAGUCUGUUGGAAGGUGGAGUUGAAAAUAGCGAGAUUAUUUUCAAAGAGAUGACAGAGUCUUUGGAUUUGAGUGCUAUAAAAAGCAACAUGAAUACAAUCUACACAGAAAACACAGACAAGUUACGAAGUAAAAAUAUUUUUGACAAGUUAGAAUGUGGAUUUUUGUAUUGUAUUCUUGUGCUGACAUUAUCUCCAGCCUUGAAAAAGGAGCAGGCAUCUAUGUUUUUCGAAGACAAUAUUGCAUUUGAAUAUUUUCAAAGCCAUACAGGGACAAUUGAAGUUGUCAUGGACUAUGGGCAGGAGAAGCAAUUGAGUAGAGUUUUAUUCCCUAUUCCUGAAGUGUGCCAGUAUCUGCGUCCGCAAACCAAGGAUCGAUUUUUGUGGCAUGUUAAUCGAGAAUCUCCUUCCAGUAAAAUUGAAGAUUUUGUCCAACAAUCAGAGAUGAUUAUUUACGAGAUAGAAAAUCAGGCAAUGGUAGCUCAUAAUAAGUAUCUGUCCUUUCUGACCAACCAUAGCACAUUCUGGUGGGAAUCUGCGUAUGGUGUUUCCAUCUUUUUAAAUUUACUGCUCAUGUUUUACCCAGAAUUGCUCGAUCACCUUACACAUGAUGAUAUUCAUGUUCCUUUACUGGCUCUCUCUUCUUGGCACCCGGCAUUUUAUGCUCUCCACUUGUUAGAUUUUAUAUUUAGAGAUAGUAUAUUGCAAGGUGUCAUUUCAAGCAUCACGUUGAAUGUCAAUUCAAUCUCUCGAACAGCGGUACUGGGUAUAAUUGUCAUCUAUAUACACAGUAUUAUUGCUUAUAUGCAUUUUAGGAAGGAAUUUGAUCAGUCUAAAGGCUUGUUCUGUGGGUCGCUUGCAGAGUGUUUCGUUACAGUUUUAUCACAUGGGGUAAGAUCAGGAGGAGGUAUAGGUGACAUACUCGAGCCCAGUGAAGUCGAAAAGCCUAGUGCAUGGCGAACCAUAUUUGAAAUGUCCUUUUAUUUGGUCGUUGUUGUAUUCUUGUUGAACGCCAUUUUUGGUAUUAUAUUUGAUACUUUUGGGUAUCUUCGUGAUGAGAGAUCGGCUAUUCAGCAGGAUAUCAAAGAAUCCGUGGAGUUCCAGCGUCAUUCGAAAAAAGGCUUCGAAGAUCACGUAAAGAAUGAUCACAAUAUUUGGCAAUACUUAUUUUUCUUGGUACACUUGAAAAAUAAAGAUCGCACAGAAUACACAGGCCCGGAAUCCUAUGUUGCAGGUUGUUUGAAGAAUGCGGAUUACAGUUUCUUCCCUAUUAACAGAGCACUUGGACUACAGAAAGAGGAGCAAGACGACAGUGAAAGACUGAACCGACUGGAAGAAUUGAAUCAAGCAUUGUUGAACAAGAUUGAGAAGCUCGAAGAAAGUUUAGACAAGUUGGCUCAACAGCAAGCGCAUAGUGGGUCUAGAACCACUGCAAUGUCGCCAUUUCGUUUACAAUUGCAUGUUGAAGCUAUUAAAGUUCCAACAAAAGUUGGAACUGUUUGA
Mycotypha africana is the source of this 7785-nucleotide messenger RNA. RefSeq lists its product as uncharacterized. Gene Ontology annotation, molecular function: monoatomic ion channel activity. The transcript is spliced from 22 exons. Gene Ontology annotation, biological process: transmembrane transport; calcium ion transport. Lineage: Eukaryota; Fungi; Mucoromycota; Mucoromycetes; Mucorales; Mycotyphaceae. Gene Ontology annotation, cellular component: membrane. The record is from RefSeq and is a predicted model, not a curated record. Bases 1 to 7785 code for a protein of 2594 amino acids.